AUUACGUCAUCUUUGUGUCGGGUCCUUGUGCGACUCGUCGGGUUUCGAUGAAAACAUUUGUGUUAUGAUCUGAGUAAAAAUAAUAAUAAUAACAGUGUUGCAGAAUGGUAACUUGAAAAAUCAUGAAAUUCGGCCGCAGAAAAAUAUGCUUUUGCAUUGUUUUAGUGUAUGUGAUAUUUUCUUUGUAUGCUGCUUAUAACGUCUUUUUCAACACGAAAGCUAUAUCUAGAGUCCACAGGGUGGUGAAAAAAAUCACAGUCGCUGACAGUGCAAAGGGUUUGGGGGUGCAGCCGAGGAGCGCCGCGGUCCCGUCCAGAGGUGAGGGCUGGAACCCCUGGGAGGAGGACAAGCGGGCGGAGUCCGUCUCCGUCCUGCAGAGGAGACAGGAGUUCAGAGCCCAUCAAGCCCGAAUUGCCAAGGACCGGCCCAGGAGACACAAAGUCCAGAUCUGGGGCAAAGCCGCCAUCGGCCUGUAUUUAUGGGAGCAUAUUCUCGAAGGACCCCUGAACCCCGCGGACAGAAAGGCACAGUGGAGGGAAGGAGAGGUGCAGUCAGGGGCCAUCACUUUCAGUUUCUACACGGGUCCUGCGGUGGUGCAGGGGCAGAUCCCGCUGGACACCGACAGCGUGGUCCUGGUGCUGAACGGCCGCGAGGAGCAGAAGAUCGCCUACGCCACCCGGUGGCUGGAGCACGCCGGCGCACUGGUCCGGACGCGCGCCCUGGCCCGCGUCGCCGUGGUGAUGCUGGGCAGCGAGCGGUGCGCUAACGACUGGCUCCGCCCCUACCUGCGGGCGCACGGCGGAUUCGUGGACCUGCUCUUCCUGGUGUACGACAGCCCCUGGGUCAACGAGCGGGACGUCCUGCAGUGGCCUCUAGGGGUGGCAACGUACAGAGACUUCCCCGUCGUCCCCCCCAGCGUGGAGAUGGUGACCUCGCAGAGGCCCUACCUGUGUAACUUCCUGGGGACGGUGUACAGGAACUCUUCCCGAGAGAAGCUGAUGGAGAUCCUGAAAAAGCACGGGUUGGAGGGGGAGUGUGUCGUCGCGGCCCGAGAACAGUGGGUUCCCACGGAGACGGCGGAGUCGCUGCGGCGGUACCGGGCGGCGCUGGCGCAGAGCGACCUCACGCUGUGCCCGGUGGGCGUGAACCCCGAGUGCUACCGCGUGUACGAGGCCUGCUCCUACGGCUCGGUGCCCGUGGUGGAGGACGUGGGCACGGCGGGCGGGUGCGCGGGCGGGGCCGGGGGCGGCUCCCCGCUCCGCCUGCUCAAGGCCUCGGGCGCGCCCUUCCUCUUCCUCAGAGACUGGGCGGAGCUCCCCGCCCUGCUGGAGAGGGAGAGGAGGAUGACGCCAGAGGAGAAGGCGGAGAGGAGGCGGAGACUGCUGGAGUGGUACGGAACGUUCCGGAUGAGGAUGAGGGAUCGGUUCACACAGGCCCUGGAGGAGACCUUCUUCAGAACCGGCUGAUGUGG
This is a messenger RNA of Anguilla anguilla (European eel), 1471 nucleotides long. It is a transcript of the gene rxylt1, whose product is annotated as ribitol xylosyltransferase 1. Gene Ontology annotation, biological process: protein O-linked glycosylation via mannose. The record is from RefSeq and is a predicted model, not a curated record. Gene Ontology annotation, molecular function: ribitol beta-1,4-xylosyltransferase activity. The coding region runs from base 123 to 1466 and encodes 447 amino acids. The transcript has 6 exons. Gene Ontology annotation, cellular component: Golgi apparatus. Lineage: Eukaryota; Metazoa; Chordata; Actinopteri; Anguilliformes; Anguillidae.